AUGGCUCGGACUGCGUGUACGGAUCCUGCAGCCUUCGACAAUGGCGGCGAGAAGCCGAUCAAGGUCUGUGGCUAUGGCCUCGAUCUUCGGUGUCAAGUCGACAACGAGCAGGCCUUUGGCAGCGCCGUCUAUCCCGAAAGACUCUCUAAUCGACUCACCGUCCGCGAGGUCGCAAUGAUCCGAGUCAUGGAAGCGCUCACGGACAAGCUGGACUGGCAGCGCAAGGUCAAUGACGCCGCCAUCGUCGCAAAGUGGAAGGCCGAAGCACUGGAGCAGGAGCCUCAUCUUUCUGCGCAGGCCUUUGACUGGUGCAUCCUCGAGCUGCGCGACAAAUCGCUGUACUUCCAGCGGACCGGACUCAUCCAUGCACUCGACUCGGAGAACCGAUGCGUCAAGUCGGACGUCCUUCUUUCCGGCGAGUUCCUCGCCGAUCUCCGCCAAGCUGUGAGGCCGCUCCUCGACAUCGAUCCUGCCAGAAAAGACUGGCAUCCUCGAUCCAACGACCAAGUGCUCAAUGUCGUUCACCCCUCGCUAUACCCGCUGGUCUACGGACGCACAAACGUCUUGCCGGAAGGCAGCGUGGGCGUCGAGGACUGCGUCGACGCAUGCGGCCGCGGUACACCCUUUCCGGAGCAGAGCAAACCAGCACCUCCAGCAAACACCUGGCCGAGGUCUGAAGAGCACGAAACCGCCGAAUUCUACUCGUACCGCUUCCAGUGGCUUCCUUGCGACGUCGACUUUGCUGGUGAUUCCGGCACCGACGUUAGGAUCCGCUCGUACAUCAACAACCUCGAGCCAAGAUGCAACCGUCAGCUCUACGGGCUGAUCGAAAGAGCCAUCUCGGCCUCGAUCGAGCCGUGGAAUCAGGUGCUUCUGCGCGGACGUUUCGGCCGUGUGCCGCUGCGCAUUCAAUGCCACAGCGUCGACUGCGAACCAGACGAUGAGCCGCAAUGGUUGCGGGGCCUGCUCGAUGACGAAGACGAAGACGAAGACUCCGUUGCCUAUCGCGAGUCUCUUGCCAAAGUGCAAGAGUACUUUUAUCUCCCUGACGAUCCGGAGAUGGAGCGUCUAGAGGGACCGUGUCAAUCUGUGGAAGACGCCAUCGAGGAAGCCGGAGGUCUGUACGGCGCUGCGCUCAUGAAGUACAGGCGCACACGCCACGUCAUCCACCCGGAACCUGGUGACAAGGAGGCUUACUUGCGCUGGCGUCCUCUCGACGAAAGCACCCAUGGCGCGAAGGCGCACGCGAAGAAGCGUCAGAAACGCGAUCCCAUGGCCGACGGCUACUACGAUGUCAACCUCGAGCAAGAAUUCCGCAAUCGCGGCCUCCAGGUGAUCAUCAAGCUGGCCAGCAUCGAGCUGAGCCCAGAGAAACCAGAGUACGCCGGUGGAAGCUGGCACGUCGAGGGCAUGAUGAACGAGCACAUUGUCGCCACUUCGAUCAUCUACUACGAUGUCGACAACGUGACGGAAUCUCGCAUCAGCUUCCGACACAACGCCGAGCUUGAUGAAGUGGAGACGGAGCACGAGCAGGACGACCACUCGCCCCUUUGCAUCGUCUUUGGCACCGACUCGCUGCGAGAAGAGCCUAGGGUCCAGGAGCUGGGUAGCAUCGCCACGCCGCAAGGCCGUCUGCUCGCAUUCCCCAACACGCUGCAGCACCGUGUUGAACCUUUCGAGCUUGCAGACAAGUCCAAGCCGGGUCACCGUCGAUUCCUGGUGCUCUGGCUGGUGGACCCAAACUACCGCCUUGCCUCGACGCGCAACGUUCCGCCGCAGCAACGCGAGUGGUGGGAGAGCGCUCUGGACAACCCUAGCGCCGGUUCCGCCAUCCGAUCGCGGUUGCCCGCCGAGAUCAAAGAGUCGAUCAUGGAGCACGUCGACUGGUUCAUGGGUCUCGAUGAGGCCAAGGCUCUUCGACUCGAGCUGAUGGACGAGCGCACCAAGAAAGAGCAGGCUUCAGAGUCGCAAAUGGGCACCUACAACUUUUGCGAGCACUAG
Molecule: messenger RNA, 2001 nt
Organism: Moesziomyces antarcticus
Lineage: Eukaryota; Fungi; Basidiomycota; Ustilaginomycetes; Ustilaginales; Ustilaginaceae
Exons: 1
Coding region: 1-2001 (666 amino acids)
Source: RefSeq, a predicted model, not a curated record